CUCCGCUGGCUCCGCUGGCUCAGCGGGCGCUCGGCUCGGCUCGGCCGCGGGGCGCGCAGGCGGCUGCCCGGCGGCCUCGGUGCGCGCCUCCCGCCCUCCCGGAGACGGGGCGCGAGGCCCGGGCCCCGAGCGCCGACUGCGGGGAUCCCCGACGCCAGGAGGGGGUGCAGCCGUGGGCAGCGCCGCGCAGGGAGGGGCCGCAGCAUCCUCGCCCCCUGCGCGCCCGGGCCCGAGAGGAGGAGGCCGGGGCUCUCCGGGCCUCCCGACGCUGAGCCUGACGCUGGAGGGGCGAAGGUGAGUGAAGGUGGCAGAGAGGAUGUGACCGACACUCACCCUUGUCCACCUGCCCAGUGGCACCGCCAUGCAGAAGCCCAGCGGCCUGAAGCCCCCCGGCCGUGGGGGGAAGCACUCCAGUCCCAUGGGCCGGACGUCCACCGGGUCAGCUUCAUCCUCAGCAGCGACAGCCACUGGCUCCAAGGAAGGCUCCCCGCUACACAAGCAGUCAUCGGGACCCUCCUCCUCCGCGGCCGCAGCUGCCGCCCCCGAGAAGCCAGGCCCCAAGGCGGCCGAAGUGGGCGAUGACUUCUUGGGGGACUUUGUGGUGGGCGAGCGGGUGUGGGUGAACGGCGUGAAGCCAGGCGUGGUGCAGUACCUGGGCGAGACGCAGUUUGCGCCGGGCCAGUGGGCUGGCGUGGUGCUGGAUGACCCGGUGGGCAAGAAUGACGGCGCGGUGGGUGGCGUGCGCUACUUCGAGUGCCCGGCUCUCCAGGGCAUCUUCACACGGCCCUCCAAGCUGACCCGGCAGCCCACGGCCGAGGGCUCGGGUAGCGAUGCCCACUCCGUGGAGUCGCUGACUGCCCAGAACCUGUCACUGCAUUCGGGCACGGCCACACCCCCGCUGACCAGCCGCGUCAUCCCCCUGCGGGAGAGUGUCCUCAACAGCUCCGUGAAGACGGGCAACGAGUCGGGCUCCAACCUCUCGGACAGCGGCUCUGUGAAGCGGGGUGACAAGGACCUGCGCCUGGGGGACCGCGUGCUGGUCGGUGGGACGAAGACUGGCGUGGUGCGGUACGUGGGGGAGACAGACUUUGCCAAGGGCGAGUGGUGUGGCGUGGAGCUGGACGAGCCUCUUGGGAAGAAUGACGGAGCGGUGGCAGGCACCAGGUACUUCCAGUGCCCACCCAAAUUUGGUCUCUUUGCACCCAUCCACAAGGUGAUCCGUAUUGGCUUCCCAUCUACCAGCCCAGCCAAGGCCAAGAAGACCAAGCGUAUGGCCAUGGGUGUGUCAGCACUGACCCACAGUCCCAGCAGUUCCUCCAUCAGCUCUGUCAGCUCUGUGGCCUCCUCCGUGGGGGGCCGGCCCAGCCGCAGUGGCCUGCUCACGGAGACCUCCUCACGCUACGCCCGAAAGAUCUCGGGCACCACGGCCUUGCAGGAGGCACUGAAGGAGAAGCAGCAGCACAUUGAGCAGUUGCUGGCCGAGCGAGACCUGGAGCGGGCCGAGGUGGCCAAGGCCACGAGCCACAUCUGUGAGGUGGAGAAGGAGAUCGCCCUGCUCAAGGCGCAGCAUGAGCAGUAUGUUGCAGAAGCCGAGGAGAAGCUGCAACGAGCCCGGCUGCUGGUGGACAGCGUGCGGAAAGAGAAGGUAGACCUGUCCAACCAGCUGGAGGAGGAGAGGAGGAAGGUGGAGGAUCUGCAGCUUCACAUGGAGGAGGAGUCCAUCACCAAGGGAGACCUGGAGACCCAGACGCAGCUGGAGCACGCGCGCAUUGGGGAGCUGGAACAGAGCCUGCUACUGGAGAAGGCGCAGGCCGAGCGGCUGCUCCGAGAAUUAGCGGACAACAGGCUGACCACAGUGGCCGAGAAGUCCCGGGUGCUGCAGCUGGAGGAGGAGCUCACCCUGCGACGCGGUGAGAUCGAGGAGCUGCAGCAGUGCCUGCUGCACUCGGGACCCCCGCCCCCGGACCACCCCGACGCCGCCGAGACCCUGCGGCUGCGGGAGCGGCUGCUGUCGGCCAGCAAGGAGCACCAGAGGGAGAGCGGGGUGCUGCGGGAUAAAUACGAGAAGGCCCUGAAGGCCUACCAGGCGGAGGUGGACAAGCUCCGUGCGGCCAACGAGAAGUACGCGCAGGAGGUGGCGGGCCUGAAGGACAAGGUUCAGCAGGCCACCAGCGAGAACAUGGGGCUCAUGGACAACUGGAAAUCCAAGCUGGACUCGCUGGCCUCGGACCACCAGAAGUCCCUGGAGGACCUCAAGGCCACCCUGAACUCGGGCCCAGGCGCCCAGCAGAAGGAGAUCGGCGAGCUGAAGGCGGUGAUGGAGGGCAUCAAGAUGGAGCACCAGCUGGAGCUGGGUAACCUGCAGGCCAAGAAUGACCUGGAGACCGCCGUGCACGUGAAGGAGAAGGAGGCCCUGCGGGAGAAGCUGCAGGAGGCCCAGGAGGAGCUGGCCGGGCUGCAGCGGCACUGGCGGGCCCAGCUGGAGGUGCAAGCCAGCCAGCACCGGCUGGAGCUGCAGGAGGCCCAGGACCAGCGCCGGGACGCCGAGCUGCGCGUGCAUGAGCUGGAAAAGCUGGACGUGGAGUACCGGGGCCAGGCGCAGGCCAUCGAGUUCCUCAAGGAGCAGAUCUCGCUGGCCGAGAAAAAGAUGCUGGACUACGAGCGGCUGCAGCGGGCCGAAGCCCAGAGCAAACAGGAGGCCGAGCGGUUGCGGGAGAAGCUCCUGGUGGCCGAGAACAGACUCCAGGCGGUGGAGGCCCUGUGCUCCUCCCAGCACACCCACAUGAUUGAGUCGAAUGACAUUUCAGAGGAGACAAUCAGGACGAAGGAAACCGUGGAGGGUGAGUGGCCCCUGGGCUGGGUGGGACUCUGGGCUCUGGGGAGGGGCUGGCUGGCUCUGCCUUCCUUCUGGAAAAAAAAAAUUAAAAAAAAAAAAAUAAACCACUCAAAACUAUGCAGUGGAGUGUGUCACCUUCAGGCCCUGGAGAAUCAGCGCCUGCCCAGGUCUUUGCCCUUGGGCGGGACAGAGGCUCACGUGUUCCCAAUCCUCUUCCUCCCUUCCCUGCCGCUCACCCCAGCGCUGGAGAGCAAGUGCAAGUCCGGCGAGAAGAAGGUGGACGCCCUCCUGAAGGACAAGCGGCGCCUGGAGGCGGAGCUGGAGGCCGUGUCCCGGAAGACCCACGACGCCUCGGGCCAGCUGGUCCUCAUCAGCCAGGAGCUGCUGCGGAAGGAGCGGAGCCUGAACGAACUGCGGGUGUUGCUGCUGGAAGCCAGUCGCCACUCCCCGGGGCCCGAGAGGGACCUGAGCCGCGAGGUGCACAAGGCUGAAUGGCGCCUCAAGGAGCAGAAGCUCAAGGACGAUAUCCGGGGCCUGCGUGAAAAGCUGACCGGGCUGGACAAGGAGAAGUCCCUGUCGGAUCAGAGGCGCUACUCCCUCAUCGACCCGUCCUCCACGCCCGAGCUCCUGCGGCUGCAGCACCAGCUGAUGAGCACGGAGGACGCCCUGCGGGACGCGCUGGACCAGGCUCAGCAGGUGGAGAAGCUGAUGGAGGCCAUGAGGAGCUGCCCCGACAAGGCCCAGACCAUUGGCAAUUCCGGUUCUGCAAACGGCAUCCACCAGCCGGACAAAGCUCAGAAGCAAGAGGACAAGCACUGACCCCAACGGGAUUCCGUGGAGUGGCCCAGUCCACAACAGAGCCCCCUGAAGCUGCCCGGUGGCACCUCCUCCAGGCAGGAGCCGGGACUCUCACUUUGGAGACAAAACAGUGUUUGAAACAAUAACGUACUCACCGCCGUGGACAAUCCCCCACCCCGAUCCCCUGCCAGACCAGGAAGCUUCCUCAAGCCCGGCCUUCCGCAGAGAGUGAGCAGUACAGCUCUGGCCCGACCCGGGGACCUUCGGCCCGGAUGCCUGGCAGCUUCCAGAGUUUGUCAGUGAAGGCAGAGGGAUCCAGCGAGGCCCAGAAGGAGCUGCCCUGAUGACCAUCUUAGCGCCCCUGUGCUCUUUUUCUGCCUGUUCUCCCUCGGGUCUCCCCAGGAUGCGGGAGGGGGGCUCAGUUUGUCCAUGCAGGCACCAAGGAGGAAAGUCCAGUCUUUAAGGGUCAAAUGGGAGCCCCUUUUCUGAAGCCAUUUCCAGGCCAAGGCAGUCCCCAGGGCUUCUUGUCCCCACCUUCUGAACCUUCUUCAAACAGUGGUACAGGUUCCCCUCAGCCAGCCUGCCUGCCCAGCGAGGCCCCCAGGUUCAAGGUGUUGGCAGGUGGGGAACAGGAUCCUCCCCCCACCGCCCAUCAACACCAACACACACACACACCUCUAAGCUGCUGGCCGAGGAUGUCACCAAGGCCCCAGAGCCACAGUAUUAUGAAGGUUGGGAAGUCCCUCUCCUCACCUCCCACCGUGACCUUGAGCAAACCCUGGCUCGGAGCCUGGGGCAGGGGGAGCCUGGGGUGGAGGCUCCAGGCAGGUUUGACAAA
Molecule: messenger RNA, 4472 nt
Organism: Cebus imitator (Panamanian white-faced capuchin)
Lineage: Eukaryota; Metazoa; Chordata; Mammalia; Primates; Cebidae
Gene: CLIP2
Product: CAP-Gly domain containing linker protein 2
Exons: 16
Coding region: 362-3655 (1097 amino acids)
Biological process (GO): cytoplasmic microtubule organization
Cellular component (GO): nucleus; microtubule plus-end; cytoplasm
Molecular function (GO): microtubule plus-end binding
Source: RefSeq, a predicted model, not a curated record